UCACCCCCAUUGGCCUUUUGGAAAGAUACUCUCAAUGGCUAUAUAUGGAAAUCCGCAAGCAUUGAGAAAAAUUUCGAAAUCCUAGAAAUCCUAAGAAACUGAAAAGGAAGAAAGCAUGGAAGCAAUGAUGGAGUGAGUUUUCAAAAAGGAGUAAAACUGGUGGAGCAUGUAUCGUUCCACCAAUAAUACCCCCUGGUUCUCUAAAACUCCAUCAAGACAUUCAGAGAGAGAGAGAAAGAGAGAGAGAGAGAGAGAGAUAGAGCAAACCCAGAAGCCAUUCUUCAUAUCAUCAAUUUCUCCUCCUCUGUCUCUGGGUUCUUGUAGCUGUUCUUCCCUUCCUAUCCCUUAAUUGGCACUGAGUCUUUCUUUUCUGUAAGAUAGUCUUGCCUUUGUAUAUAAAAUGAUCCUCAACCUUUUUCCUUACAAGGAAGGGUAAAAACACCCAGAAUGAGAUUGUGACAUAAAUAAGAAAUUAAAAAGAAGAAAGAAAAGUGGGAUUGCAUUUGCUUAUUUCUUAUGGUAUAAUGGUGUUGGUUUGAGACUUUGAAAUUCGUUGGGGGUUUAAUCUUGAGAGUAACAAGACUUGCAUGGGCAAACAAGGGCCUUGUUGUCACUGUGGCACUACAAGCACUCCACUUUGGAGGAAUGGACCACCAGGAAAGCCAGUGUUGUGCAAUGCCUGUGGAUCGAGAUGGAGGACAAAGGGCACACUUGAAAACUAUACUCCACUACAUGCCCGUACUUUCCAACCUCUUGAUACUGAGGACUCCAGUGAUGCUCAGGAGUGUAAAGUACCAUUAAGGACAAAGAAGAAAAAUUUAUGUAUGAAAGCCGAUAAUGUAGUUGACAUGGAAAGGCGAGAGAAGUUUGCAGGAUAUGAUCCGUGUCCAACAGGUUUUGAAGAUGAUACAAGCAACAGAUCUAGUUCAGGGUCUGCAAUAUCAUGCUCUGAGAGCUGUGUUCAGUUAGGUAGCAUGGGGGGGAAUGAGAUCUCAGUCCAGUUCAAUUUUUUGGAUUCCUAUAUUCCUUCAAAAAAGAGAUCAAGGACAAGACAUCACAGCCCGUCACCUGUUGAGAAGCUCAGAAGGAACCUUGUUGAUAUUCUACAGGAGCAAGAACCAUCCUCUGUUGCUGCAUUUUCAGAAGAGGUGCUCAUUUUUGAAAAGGAAGAUCUAAGUUUUUCUGCUGAGAUAGGUCUGGGGGGUGUUCUACUUAAGCCCUCAGUAUCUUUCACCAUGGAGGAAUCUGAAGCAAGCUCACUUGUCAUAGAAAGCAAUGCUUCUUGCUUGAAUAGCAGAUGUGUUGAAUCAUUGUCUCUACAGUCCCAAAGUAGUGAAUUUAGUAACAGUCAAGAAAGUGACAGAUUAAUUCAGGAAACUGGGGAUGCGGAGGAGUUGAAACUAAAUGUUGCAACACAAAGGACUCUCAGAAAUGAAUAUUCGAGGAACACUCUUCAUAGAAAUCCUGAUUUCCUGCAAAAUACACAUUCUCCUCAUAAGCAAAUAAGUUGGAAGUCUCAAAACGUUGAAAGCUUUAUGCCUAAGGAAGAAAUGCCUGAAAUCUCGUCUUGUUCAUCUCGUCUCAUUGGAGGUGGAAUGUCACUACCUGCUAAGAUAAAUCCAGUUCUUCCAUAUCUCCCAACAUCUGGAGGGCCAAAGUAUUGGUAAUAUACAUGUUGAAUCUCCAGGUCCAAGUUUUGACACCAUUGAAGGCUUUAAAAAACCGAAAGAACAGAUAUUACUACAGAAUCCUCCUUCAAGCACAACCAUGUCUGCUUUCUCCAUUGGAAGAUUUUGCAGUAUACUUCCCCUGACUGAAUUUUGAGUUAAAACUUCUGAUAAGGACAUACAGAUGAGAGCACAUCCUGGAAACAAUUUUCCUGUUGGUAGACUUCCUAGCACUUCAUCUCUUAAAAAAGAAGCCAAUGACAGAAACAAAAUCAGUUGCUGAGACAAACCAGUACCCAAACAACAGAAACAUAUACUGAAAGCAUUUAUACUUCUCUUGUAGUGGCAUAUGAAUUUCUCUAAGCAGGAACUUCCGCGGGAUAUUGACUAAGUGGAUCAUGGCAAUCAUUUACCUGUGGCUUAGAUUUCUAUCUGGAUUUAUUUAAUGUGAUCCAAUUUGUAAUAUCCUGAUCCUUUUUCUUUUGUUUGCAUGAUGAAGGUUCUAUCAUUCAGAUUGCAGCCCUAGGUGGGCACUGUUGUAAUAAAAGCCAUGAACAUAGAUCUAGCGUUUUCGAAAUGGGCACCAUAUGCAAGCAGGUUAUCUUUUUUGUAUGCCUGCAUUUUGGAA
Messenger RNA from Macadamia integrifolia, 2295 nucleotides. RefSeq names its product GATA transcription factor 26-like. Gene Ontology annotation, molecular function: zinc ion binding; sequence-specific DNA binding. NCBI's taxonomy places the organism in Eukaryota, Viridiplantae, Streptophyta, Magnoliopsida, Proteales, Proteaceae. Gene Ontology annotation, biological process: regulation of DNA-templated transcription. The coding region runs from base 588 to 1667 and encodes 359 amino acids. The record is from RefSeq and is a predicted model, not a curated record. The transcript has 7 exons.